This is a messenger RNA of Leptosia nina, 654 nucleotides long. The record is from the annotation of a GenBank genome assembly. NCBI's taxonomy places the organism in Eukaryota, Metazoa, Arthropoda, Insecta, Lepidoptera, Pieridae.
AUGUUAGUGAAUACGGCUCAGUUCGCCAUGAUCACUUUGGCUCUGCUGCUGGAUUUGAAGUCCGAAGCGGCACCAGCCACCUUCAAGUUGUGCGGCAGGAAUCUCGUAGAGGCUAUGGAAAUCGUUUGCAAGGAAUACAAUAGUCCCUCGUGGGAUGUACCAACAGUAAUUGAGCAGCCCACUGGAGUUGUCAGACGAAAAAGACAAAUGGGUAUAGCUGAUCGAUGUUGCCUUUCAACUUGUGAAACGGCUGAACUUAUACAAUACUGCUCCGUAAUAAAAUUAGAUUCUCCGCUCGAGCUGACCGACGACCACAUGAUCGAGGACCGUUCAGUGGAGGCGGCGAGUUCUGUGUCUUCACCGGCCGUGAUGGUGAAAGAGGAAUCUUCGAGCGCGCGGCGCGAGGUGGGACGCGGUCGCAGUCGCGGGUACGGGGCAAAGGCACGAGGCCGCCGUUGUUGGUGCCGGCGCAAACGGCGCACGGGCCGACGACGAACCUCGCUCAUGGGUAACAUGAAACUCGUAAAAAGUGCCGCGCGCGCUGCGCCCGUGGUGGGCACCGUCUCCCCCCUAUUAACGUGGGGCAGAACCUUAAACACUGAUUUGCCGUCAGCCGAAAGAGACAGAUAUGCCUACGUAGCCGUUUAUUCGUAA